Molecule: messenger RNA, 164 nt
Organism: Paraglomus brasilianum
Lineage: Eukaryota; Fungi; Glomeromycota; Glomeromycetes; Paraglomerales; Paraglomeraceae
Source: the annotation of a GenBank genome assembly
UAUGCAUAUGCUGGAGAUAUAAAGGCUCGAUCAGAGAACGUUUGUGCUCUAAUGUUGUUUCGAAUAUCAAACGAAGUAUAUGCAAAUAUACGUCCUAAUAAGGGACUGGGGCUCCUUUAUGCAAAUGAACAGAUUAUGCAAAUAUACGUUAUGCAAAUAGACAG